AUUGUUUAUUUAUAUUACAUUUGUUGUUGUUUAUUUACUGUUAUUUUUCGUACUUGGAAGGGGGGCGCUGCCUCAGUGGCAAAGUAAACCAAUACGUUGUUACAAUGGCAGCCUGUAGGCUACUGGCACACAACGCUGAUUGUAAUAAAACAAUCUUUUGUUAACAGAUAUGCGUCUUCCUCCCCCAAAAAAUCUAAAGAGUCAACUUUAACAAAAGAACUAAGACCAAAAGAAUAAACUUUGAACUAUUGUCAACCCAGAAAUUAGUUAUUUGAGUAUGAACUUACUAAGAUCCUCUUUUUUGAAAUGUAUAAACUAUUUUUUUUAUUAGCCAUAACAUUUUCUCAAUGUUAACCUAAUUUUGUGGUCAUAAAAUUAUAACAAUAAUAUUAAUUUAUGUUUUUAAACUAAUAACAUUUAUUGCGCAAUUGUACACUUCAGAGAGGUUAUGACCUUAAAAAGUGUUAGAAGUUUUUUCUCUAGAAUUGCAUAAUAUUGUAAACAAAUGGCUGGUGUGUUUUCGAGAGUAAUUACCUGUGGUGUUCGGAAUACAUUUGUUUCUCCAUUUACACAAGUGAAGGCAAGUCGUUUAUUUCAUGGUUUCAGCAAUGGAUCGAGAAAAAUCCUUAUUAAACCUCAUAAUUUUGGACUUGAAGUCAGAAACAUUAGCUGUACAUGCUAUUGCUUCUAAAAAUGCAGUGGCACAGAAGGCCGUUGGUUAUUGGUUGUUGGGAUGCGGUGGAAUGGUAUUUGGUGCUGUUGUUUUAGGGGGAGUAACAAGACUUACAGAAUCUGGACUCUCAAUGGUAACGUGGAAACUGUUUGGAGAAAAACCUCCUUUCAACCAAGCGGACUGGGAAAAAGAAUUUGAACUUUACAAACAGUUCCCUGAGUAUAAAAUGAAAAAUAUGGAUAUAACAUUAGAAGAAUUCAAAAGAAUUUGGUGGAUGGAAUAUGCUCACCGUAUGUGGGGAAGAUGUAUAGGUGCUGCUUUCUUAUUUCCAGCCACUUACUUUUGGACAAAAGGAUACUUCAGCUCUGCUAUGAAAAAACGAGUAUUUGCUUUUGGAUUACUGAUUGCUGCUCAAGGUUUAAUGGGAUGGUACAUGGUGAAAUCUGGCUUGGAAGACAGGUUUCCUACACAGAAUGAUGUGGUCAGAGUUUCUCAGUACCGACUUGCAAGUCAUCUCUCACUAGCUUUUAUUCUUUAUACUGCAUUUCUUUGGUCAGCACUUGAUCAUUUGAUUCCUGCACAGAAAUUGACCGAAAUCACCAAAAGUGCUAGAAGAUUUAGAGGGCUUGCACAUGCCUCUAAAGGACUUGUCUUUUUAACUGCAUUUUCAGGAGCAUUUGUAGCUGGAUUAGAUGCCGGCUUGGUUUAUAAUUCCUUCCCAAAAAUGGGAGAUAAAUGGAUACCAGAUGAAAUAUUAGCUUUAACACCUAAAAUUAGCAAUAUCACUGAAAAUCCAGUGACUGUACAAUUUGAUCAUAGAAUGCUUGGUAUUACAACUCUCAGUGUAAUUUCUGGUCUAUGGUUACUGUCUAGAAAGAGAACUCUUCCCCCGAGAGCUUACAAAGCUGCUAAUGCUUUAGCUAUUAUGGCUUGGACCCAGGUUCUUCUAGGAAUUACAGCACUGGUACAUUAUGUGCCAGUUUCUCUUGCAGCCUUGCAUCAGUCAGGAUCUUUGGUUCUUUUGUCAUUUGCUGUUUGGUUAACUCACGAAUUGAAAUAUGUGAAAAGGGUUGUUAAAUAAUCUUUCUGUGUUAGUAAUCUGAUACCUUUUAUAUUAGCUUUAAAAGUACGUAUAUAUUGUUGUGAUACUUAUGUUAAGAAUUUGUGUAUUAUGAAAUAGAUUUUUUCGUACUUAUUUUGUAAAGAAUAAUGUAAUGUUAUUAAAGAAACAUCAAAGUUAUUUGCAGUUGCAUUUUAAACAUUCAGAUUACUUAUUUGCCUUUCACUAUUUAGACAAUAGUGUAAAAAUUGAGAAAUUUUAUUUAUGUGAACUUGGUCAGAAAUUAAUAACCAUUAUUGCUCUUAAUUCCUUUUAUGUCUGUAGGGUUCCUCACACGUUAUAGUUUUAGUAACUCCACUUUAUUAUUGUCCUGACACUUCUGUUUUAUUUUUAUAUAUGAGAGAUUACUGGGUUCUGGAUCUAUUCGGUCAUCUAUUAUCCUUCAUCAUCACCUCUUGUUAAAGACAUAAUAAGAAGACCGGAAACCAUUUAAUAAGUUGGUGCAGUAGUGGUCGAGUGAGUUAAUGAGCCUCAUUAAUAAGUUGAUGAAACAGUACUCGAUAUUCAUGGACGUUAAAAUCAGCUUUAAAAAAAAUGACCAUUGGAUCUGACAUCGAUGGGAGUAAAUAACUAGAUCCAUCUAAAAUAUAAUUUAAAAAAAAAAAAACGAAUUAUUUUGAACUUCUCAACGUUUUGUUAUAUCUCUCUUAAAUGAUGUUGGAACGUUGUAAUAAAGUAAUCGAUUUUUCGAUGUUUUCAUAUCGAUAUUUUCCUCCAACAUUUGAAAAUCAAGAUGGAAAUGUCAUAGUUAAAAACAAAACAUAGUUUCUGUGCUGUUGUCAAUUUAGUUUUUCCUAGAAAGUAUUUAAUUAGGUUUUUAUCAAUGGAUUUCAAAAGUUUGCCUAUUGACUACGACCCAAACGAGUGUGAUAAAUAUUCAUCUGUUGUUCAAAGAUACUAUACUCCAAGAUAUUGCAUGAAUGUUACUCAGCCUGAUGAUGAUUACUGCAUUUUAAUACAUUCAAACCGUGUAUGCUUGAUAACUCUUGCACCAUCUCAUGUUUUGUUUAAAAAUAAAGACAUUUCUAGUGUUAGUUUCCAAGUAUCACAUGAUCUAAACAGACUGAAAAAUAAAGUUUCUGGAAAAUUGAAGCAUGGAGCACAAAGACUACAACCUUCAUCUACAAUAAUGUUAGUGACUUGUGCAGAUGGAAAUACUUAUUCUGUGAAGUGUGGCAUAUCAGGUAAAUUGUUGGAGGUAAAUGAACAGUUAUUACAAAAUCCUAAUUUAUUGAUUACCGAGCCCCAAGGCCGAGGAUACAUAGCAAUUGUUCUUCCUAAUAUUGCCCUAGCGCAGCAAUAUAAAGAUUCUUUGUUAGAUAAAUUACAGUACCAAGAAAAAUUGAAUAGUUGUUGAUUGUUAUUUUAAUAUUAGAGAAUUUUUGCUCAAAGACUCAUUGUAAAUCCCUCCUUUUUAAAACGUGUUACAGUUGCUGACUAAUUAAUAAAAAUGGUUGCAUAAUGUUUUACUGAAUUUUUAAUUGUUUGAAGUUAUUAUUAUUGAUUUUUUGUUACAUAUAUUUUAAAAUAAUACAUAAAAAUUUGAUUAUUGUUAUUAUUAUAACUUCCAUCACUCAUCAUAGCCAUUAUAUCAAAAUUUAAUUUUAUAUUACAUAAGAGGUGCCACAUCAAUUUGAGUUGGAGCAGAUCAAUCAUGUUAUAUAUUGAACUCCGAAAAUAACAAAGUGUCGACAAAUGUAUUCAUGAAUGGCCUCACUUAAGGGACUAACAAAUCUCUUGCAUCAUUUCAGAUGAGAUUAAGGGUCUUCUUUAUCACGUUCUGUAACUUGGAAAUGAGUUCCCAAAGAGGAAAAACCCAUAGAAUCAAAGUUGUAGAGCAUCAAAUUUUGCGUCAACUGAGUACCAACUAAUUUAAUAUAGGUCACUUGCUGCGAAUAAAGUCGGUAAUCUCCCGAUGGGUAGAAAUUGGUUAUGAAGGUAAACGUGAUUUUCAAUAUUUCAACAGUAUGGUUUAUUUUUGUUUUGAGCCUGUUAGAUGCAGUAUAAGCCUCUUUUCCACCUCUCAACAGCAAAGGAUUUGGUAAAUGAUGUGUCGAAAGAUACCGAAUUUUAUUAAGGAAUAAUAAAUCCCGAUUCGAGAUACAUAAUUGGCCUACAAUAAUAAAGUCAGUAGUCAGUAGACACAAAGUUUGAUGCUCUACAACUUAUAUUCUAUGGGUUUUUUCUCUUAGGGAACUCAUUUCCAAGUUUCAGAGCCAUUUAUAGUAAUUUGUCUCAGUUUUUGACAAAUUUGGUAAAAAUCAGCGUUGGUUGACCAUACCACGUAACCAAAUUUUAAAGUUUAUAUACUCGUUUGACACAAAAUUUAACGUUCUUUAAUAAAUAAAAGAAUACAUUUUUCGCUUUGAUGCAUCGUUCAGGAGUUAUAGGUGAAAAACCCAAAAAUCUGACUUUUUUGGCUGUUAAAAGUUUUCCCUUGGUGGCCCGUGUUAGCAAUUUUGUUUUUUACAUGUCUAAACCCAUAUAUACAAGUUAAAAAAAUUAAAACUUUUCUCAUAUUUUUCACUAUGGAUUUUCCAUUUCGAUCCUCAAAUUAUUGGCCUAAUAUUCUUUAAAUCAGCUGCCAUUUUUG
Messenger RNA from Nezara viridula (southern green stink bug), 4386 nucleotides. NCBI's taxonomy places the organism in Eukaryota, Metazoa, Arthropoda, Insecta, Hemiptera, Pentatomidae. The record is from the annotation of a GenBank genome assembly.